Messenger RNA from Cantharellus anzutake, 2877 nucleotides. RefSeq lists its product as uncharacterized. NCBI's taxonomy places the organism in Eukaryota, Fungi, Basidiomycota, Agaricomycetes, Cantharellales, Hydnaceae. The transcript is spliced from 7 exons. Bases 447 to 2561 code for a protein of 704 amino acids. Gene Ontology annotation, cellular component: nucleus. Gene Ontology annotation, molecular function: DNA-binding transcription factor activity, RNA polymerase II-specific; zinc ion binding. The record is from RefSeq and is a predicted model, not a curated record. Gene Ontology annotation, biological process: regulation of DNA-templated transcription.
ACCUUCAAUGACAAGUGUAAAAUGUUGCAUAGGCGAAAGUGCCACCUGACUUGGCCGAAUGAUUACGGUGAAUUUGCCCGGAGCAAGCGCCCAUAAAUUACAACAAACUCGAUCUAGUAUUCUUGAUGCAACGGGGGGCUUAGCUGGGAUAGCUUACUAAAUGCCCUUUGUUGUUACGAUGCUACGGAACGGGCGGUGCUCACUGAUUUCGAAAAAGACCCCCUUCAAUGCCGUGUCGAACUGAUGUGCCCUACCCAGCCACUUCGACGCAGUCAUCCACUUCUCCCCUUCUACCAGAGUUUCACGAGGGGGGGUCUUCGAUAUCUUUCGGGAACCAAAUCUCCUGACUAGAAUUCAUUCGCCGGUGGAGGCUGUAUUAUGCAUCUCCGUACAUAACCCCUCGAUGAUUAGCCGUUUCAGUUCAUCCUUGCUUCUCAGCUUCUUAGAUGGCUUCCCAAAAGGUCCAUGGACAAGUCCUGCAACCAGGCUCGGCUUGCUUGACUUGCAGGCAGCGGAAAACGAAAUGUGAUGGGGUACGCCCCAUUUGCGGUCGCUGCGCUCGACUCGGAAAACAGUGCGCAUUCGAGAACGAGACGAGGAAGCCCAGGACUGAACGAUUGCUCGAUAAAAUUGCACUCCUGGAGAGCAAGAUAGCGGCAUAUGACCCCCAAAAUGCCCAUCUCAGUUAUAACAGCGAUGGUGGAAUGACUUCUCAAGCGUCGUCCUCACGAAAUGUGGCCGACGACCAUGCAAGUAUCGGGCAUCCCCCGUCUGAAGGCUAUCUCGCCCAGGAACUGUCAUCCACCCACUCAAGCUCUUCGUCAUCUCCCAGUACCGGGAGACCCAUGGAGCUCCUCCCCAUUUAUCCUCAAUCCUCGUUUGCCAUGUUGCAUGGUGGAGGAGUGGAUGGGGGCGACCUGAAUAUCGUGCACACCUCAUCUGUUGCGUACAAUGCUGUGAUAUCAUGCGAAGUCCUGGAGCACUCUUUGCAUCAAUGGAAUGGCCAGGGUGACGUACCCGAGUUUUUGUGCGAUUACCUUGUGCGACUGUUCCUUCCGCAUCGUUCUCAAUUCCAUUUCCACGCGGAUGUUCGCUCGUUCCUUACGCGUAUUCACCUGCCAGCCAAUUACCCUCAAGCCUUACAUCCAGCCUUCCUUAAUUCAGUUUUUCUGUUAGCGUGCCAUGUCUCUCUGUCAACCACGCGCAGCUCGGUUAUCGCAACUUACGAGCGAAUCUUCCUCCAGCGUACUCGCACCCAACUGGAACAGUCCCUCGCAUAUGCGGACCGCCUAACACAUUUUCUUUGGGGAUCCGCAUUCCUUGGCUCGUAUUAUACACGUUGUGGGCGAUUCGUCGAGGCGUACAACACGAUAUCUGCAGCUGUUCGCUUUGCGGUGGGAUGUGGCAUAGAUGCAUUCUCGUUCCCUCAUAAUGGCGCGACCUGCCAACCGUUUGACAUGCUUCAAAGUGAUACGAAUUACGAGGCAGCAUUCAUGCACUUACAAUCUGGCAGUGUGCCAACUUCGCGAGAUGGCAAACUUCUGGCUCCAUCAAAUUCUCCCGAGGAGCUCCUCAGGAGAAAUCAUCUCUGGGGUGCGAUUUUCCUUACCGACAGGACGCUGGUUGAGGCAUCCGGAAUGCCAUCAUCUGUCCCAAGAGCUGCAUUGGACAUCAUACAUCAACAUGCUUUCAAUAUGACACUCGAGGAGCUAAUGACUCCAAUGAUGCAUGAUUCCCAGCGUCACCCUUCCUUGUCCGGCCAUGUUGCGUUAGACUACGCUGGGAGUAUCCGCCUACGAGUCAAUGGCACCUGCCUCAUGGAAGCCAUUCAGAGCCUGGCCAUAACCAUGAAAGGCCCUGAUGCGGCUAAUAGACUUGGUUCUGGCUCAUUUUGGCAGACAUUCAACCUCCUGGGCGCUCGUACUCAGCGAGAUAAAACCGCCUUUCCCCCGCUCAACAGUGCAUUUUCCCUUGAACAUGCAGAAUGUGUAAACACCGCUGCUGGGAUAGUGGCACCAUACCCCAAUCCAACUAUCUUCGUCUGCAUGCUCCUGAACUAUGCAGCAGAAAUCCAACUGCAUCAGCUCUUAAAUGAUGUUCUAUCUUUCCACUCCCAGAGGACAUCUCACGGGACGUCGAAUGUCACCGAGAUGCAGCGCAACGCUGAGCGCAGGGGCGUCAAGGCAGCACAUGGAAUGGCAGGACUUCUCCGAGUCGUGAUAUCUCCCAGCAGCGGACAUGACUCACCGGGUUUAACCACUGACGGCACUCAUGGGAGUGGAGACAGGGGGAUUGGCGCCAUUUCAAGCAUUUAUGCUGAUACUAGCCUUGCGGUUUAUGUCCACCUCGCCUGCCACGUCCUUAUGAAAGAUGUCGAAAGGCACCAUCAACUACCCGUUUCCAAUCAGGACAAGGCUGAUUUAUGGACCACGUUUGAUAAUUUGGGAGUUCUCAUUGGUGGUUUGAUGGACUUUUCGAGAUCUCAACCUUCCUUCAGGGCUGACGCACAUAAGCUGCGGAACACGAUGAAGGACCGAUCCAGUAAAAUCUUUGGGGUGUGAAUGAGAUGAAAUACUGUUGAUCAUGGACUGUUCUACCCGAUAGAGAUGCCCCUAUACCUAUCUACGUAUUAUAGUGACUACUAAUUCCGUAUGUCACCCAACAGUGGGGAUGUUACAUAAUCUUACACUAAGUCCAAUUUUUUUUUGAUUGUAUUCGAUAUUCUUGUCAUGUGUCACGUCAUAUCAUGGUAGUUCCCCGAUGAUGAGUCUGCCUUGAUGCCCGGCCUCGUGCCUACGUGGCUAUCCCAUCUGUUUACACCGUGUCAUACAUCCACGGGAUCGCCAGUUACACGGUAGGAGAUUUUGUGUGUCGUCA